This is a messenger RNA of Melopsittacus undulatus (budgerigar), 1697 nucleotides long. It is a transcript of the gene SLC25A44, whose product is annotated as solute carrier family 25 member 44. Lineage: Eukaryota; Metazoa; Chordata; Aves; Psittaciformes; Psittaculidae. Gene Ontology annotation, cellular component: mitochondrion. The record is from RefSeq and is a predicted model, not a curated record. The transcript is spliced from 5 exons. Gene Ontology annotation, molecular function: branched-chain amino acid transmembrane transporter activity. Bases 241 to 1182 code for a protein of 313 amino acids. Gene Ontology annotation, biological process: branched-chain amino acid transport; branched-chain amino acid catabolic process.
CGCCGGGCCGCCAUGGGGCGGGGGGAGCGGCGGCACCGGGCGGCGGAGGGGCCGCGGGGUCCAGAGCCUGGGAGUGGAAAGGGACAUCCUGGCAUCUAAGGAACCCGGAAUGACCACAGAGGAGCUGCUUCUGGUGACCACUUGGAUUCCUGGCGGCCCUUCAAAGAUGCAUCCCCUUGGUGCUGAGCCCUUUUGAGGUGGGUCUGGACCAUCCCUGGCUCUCCCAGCCUCCAAGGAGCCAUGGAGGACAAACGCAACAUCCCCAUCAUUGAAUGGGAGCACUUGGACAAGCGGAAGUUCUACGUCUUUGGGAUCUGCAUGACGAUGAUGAUCCGGGUGAGCGUUUACCCCUUCACCCUCAUCCGCACCCGCUUGCAGGUCCAGAAGGGCAAGAGCUUGUACAAGGGCACUUUCGAUGCCUUUGUGAAGAUCCUGCGGACGGAAGGCGCCGCCGGGCUCUACCGGGGCUUCUUGGUCAACACCUUCACCCUCAUCUCGGGCCAGUGCUACGUGACCACCUACGAGCUCACCCGCAAGUACGUGUCCCACUACACCAACAACAACGCCCUCAAGUCCCUGGUGGCAGGGGGCUCAGCAUCCCUGGUGGCCCAGAGCAUCACGGUACCCAUCGACGUCGUCUCCCAGCACCUUAUGAUGCAGAGGAAAGGCGAGAGCAUGGGCAGGUUCACAGUGCGCCACCAGGAUGGCAAAGGCCUCUUGGUCUUCGGCCAAACCAAGGACAUCAUUGUGCAGAUCUUCAAGGCCGAUGGCUUUAGAGGCUUCUACAGGGGCUAUGUGGCCUCGCUGCUCACCUACAUCCCCAACAGUGCCGUCUGGUGGCCCUUCUACCACUUCUAUGCUGAGCAACUCUCCAGCCUGACUCCUAAAGACUGUCCCCAUCUCCUCCUCCAAGCCAUCUCGGGGCCCCUUGCGGCUGCAACAGCUUCAACGCUCACCAACCCCAUGGAUGUCAUCAGGGCUCGGGUGCAGGUGGAAGGCAAGAGCUCCAUCGUGCUGACCUUCAGGCAGCUCCUGGCAGAGGAAGGGCCCUGGGGCUUGACCAAGGGCCUCUCGGCCCGCAUCAUCUCAGCCACCCCUUCCACCAUCGUCAUCGUGGUGGGCUACGAGACCCUGAAGAAGCUGAGCCUCCGCCCGGAGCUGGUGGAUUCCAGGCACUGGUAAAGGCAAAGCGGUGAAGAGGAACCUUCCUUGGCAUCCUGACCGGACCAUCCCGAUGGAGGGGGGGAGAAGCAGCUGCCUCCUCCCUUUGCUGCCUGCACACUGCAAGUGCGGCACCAUCACCAAUGCCAAGCAUCAGGAUGCGACCAUCCAGGAGCACAUCCUGGCACCACCUGCGUGCCGGGGAUGGGGGGGGGGGUGGGGGGUUAAGAUGGAAAACGGCCCCGGUUGGAGCCAGAAGCCGGGCUCUCCAUGGGGUUAUUCCCAUCCUUGCCAAGCACCCGAGGAGGGGAGGGCAUCGCGCUCCAGCAGAGCCCUCUCGUGGCUCCGCUCCUCAUUGCACUUGUGUCGGGGGAAGGAAGCGACCUGGACCCGUUUAAACCCUCGUUGGAGGUGCUCUGGGCAUCCCCCUUUUUGUACGCCCUCAGAAACACGGUUCCCUGGGCCCCAUCCUUCGAGCAGCAUCUUUGGAUGCUCGAGCUGUGCUUUUCUCCGUUCAUGGUUUUAUCUUGGGGGGG